CGACAAUCUUAUAUAAGACGCAAAACUCUCAAGAAACGCAGCCGCUGGUCCAAUUGCUCCUCAUCACAAUCCAGUCUUCUGCUUCUCCAUUCUUUAACUGAAAUAAGAUUAUAGCAAUGUCGUCUCUAAGGAAACAUAUUCACAAGGAUUAUAUCAGGCGCACACAAGCCUAUAAUAAGAAGAAGCAGGCUUUACAGAAACUUAAACGAAAGGCAGCAUUGAGGAACCCAGAUGAGUUUUAUUUAAAGAGGAUCAAAACGAAAAAAUUUGGUGUAUUCUACAAGCUAAAGAGACGGGCAAAUAAGUACCCGGAAGAUGAUCUGGAAUCUAUUUUGCUGAAAAAGGAAAUUAAAGAAGUAGAUGUGGAACUGGAAGAGGUAAAUCGGCAGCUGAACGAGGUAAAUAUGGAGCGGAAAGAGGUAAAUCUGGAGCUGAAAGAGAUAAAUCAGGAGCUGGAAGAGGUAAAUCUGGAGUUGGAAGAGGUAAAUGCCGAUAUUGAAAUCAUGACAAGGGAAGCAAAAGAAUCGAGGAAAUUAUUAUAUGAUAUGCAGAAAUGCAAGGAAAAUGCAACGGUUGAGGACCCAAAUCAAUUUAUCGAUGAUGGAGUCCUGACGGAAACUCAAGAGAUAGGUGGCUCCUAGACAGUAGGAGCAUCUAAUAAUUUUGUAGUAAUACUAAUAUUUUGUGUUGAUUUGAACUAUUAUUUAUCUUUAUAUCUUUGUGUUUCUAUGGUGCUCUAAACUUUUAUUCGUCUUGUUAGUCCUGCAGAAAACUCUUUGGUUUUACAGUUUGAUUCUUUCCA
This is a messenger RNA of Olea europaea var. sylvestris, 802 nucleotides long. Its product is annotated as probable U3 small nucleolar RNA-associated protein 11. The coding region runs from base 117 to 641 and encodes 174 amino acids. The transcript has 6 exons. NCBI's taxonomy places the organism in Eukaryota, Viridiplantae, Streptophyta, Magnoliopsida, Lamiales, Oleaceae. The record is from RefSeq and is a predicted model, not a curated record. Gene Ontology annotation, biological process: rRNA processing. Gene Ontology annotation, cellular component: nucleolus; small-subunit processome.